AUGAAUGAUACUGUGGACAGUGUUUACCGUUUCGUUACCGAUCAAUCGUCAACAGCAUACAGCAAAAUGAAUUCCUUCGUUUCGUCGUUACGUCGUCGUCUGGAUAAGGUACUCACAGCUACCGCUUCUCCUAACUCCUCGCCGACGCAUUCUUCGUCUUUAGCAUCAAGAGACGGUGAGAUUCUUUUGCUUAAAGACACUAUAACAGACGCUUACCUUAUGCUUGCUAUGAUCGAUAACGAUAACAAAAAUAGUAUAAAUGCUCAUUAUGAAUUGAAAGAAUACUUGCAUGCCGCUGAAAAUUUACAAAGACAAUCAUGCUCGCCGGCGACUGCACGUCGUUUGAUUACUGAAAUUCGCUCAUUGAUGUCUUUAUCUCAUUCAGAUGAGUACUAUUCAUCCAAUUCCAAGUACGAUCAGAAUAAAAGACCGGAGAAAAAUCUCAAUGUUUAUGACACAUUGAGUAAGCACCGUCCGCUCGCAAGAUCCAAUCCAAAUGUACAAAAUGUCAGCAAUCCUGUUGAGACGGGUAAGCCCGCUCAUAUCCAAAGACAUUCGCUUCGUAGCUCCAUGCGUAAUUUAUUAAAACGUCGUACAAUAAAAAUUCCAUCUAAAAAAUUUCUAGGCCCAUCUACUGAUUCUCAAACGCCGCACAUAUACGAAUCACUUGAUACACCGUCGCCCGAUCUUACUCCGCCACUUGAUACGCCAUCAUCAGCACCCGAACCGUCGUUCGCUGCGUCGCCAAUAAUCAAAUCAUCGUAUCUACUUCCGUCAUCCAUCGUAGUUCUCGAUCAUUUCACGACAAAUCUCUAUUUAGUGGUGAAUUCAACGUUAAAUCAGCUAUUAGUCGUGUUUGGAUCAACGAAAAUUCAUACUAUUAAAUUAUAUGACACUAACGGAAGAAAAAUUCACAAUAAUGAUCUAAUUCUACAAUACAGAUUCGAAGAUCUACAUGGAUAUAAAUUGUUAUCGUCAGCACUAAACAAUAACUCGGAAAAUCGUCUGAUUGUCAAUGAAAUACGUGUGUACGUUACAGAAUCGUUAGAUGAAACAUCAUCAAAUCAAACGCUCAAACAACGCUUAUUAUUUUUUGAUCAAAAUGGUCAUUAUAUGUCAGCAUCAAAACGUUUACCGAUUACUAAUGAAUUGCUCUUUGUUGAUGUCGAUCGUUUGUCACCGUCGAUCUUUGCCUAUGAUGGUUUAAAUCUCAUAAAUUUAGAUCGAAAUUGGUCGACAAAUGUUGAGCACAUCGAUAGUAUCGCUGCUGGUUCGAAUUUUCUCGUUUGUUUACAUACAAAAACGAAUCAAAUAAGUAUUUACAAUAGUCAGACAGGUUCAUUUAUAUAUCGCUGGUUAAUAUCAACAAAAAACAUACACCAUCUCCAAACGGUUUCUUUGUGUGUAUCUCGUCAAGAUUUAAUCUAUGCUCUUGUAUGGAACUGUGAUGUUCAUCCUGUAAAUAAUCUUGUUCUUGUGUUUGAUCAAGAAGGACAAUUACGCCGAGAAUAUUAUGUACCAAAUCGUAUCCUGCCAAAUAUGCAUGGCUCAUAUACGUACGAUAUGACACUUGGUGGCGGCGGUGGUGGUGGUGCUGCGGCGGUGGCCGCUCAUCAAACACCCAAUCCAUUUGCUAAUUUGAUCCGUCGUUCAACAACUAAACCAACCCCGCAAACGUUGGCAUGGAUGCAACAGCAAGCUAUGUGGAAUCCAAAUGGUCAACACCAUCCACAUAUGUGGCCAGCAAAUAGUUCAGGCCAUCAAAGAUCGCCGAUGCAGCCGAUCUAUCAUCGAGGCAUGGGAAGAUCUUAUGAAAUGUACCAUCAUUCUCAACAACAGCAACAGCACGACGAUAAUACUUUGUUUCAUGCACGUUUUAUUGCUAUUACGGACGAUGAUACAUUGAUUCUUUCGAAUAUUAUCGAUCUUGGUCUGGACGAAGAAACACAAGAAACGGCUGUUGUUAACGUUAGUCGAAAGAUUUUAUUUUUUCAUAUUGAGCCCUGA
Molecule: messenger RNA, 2007 nt
Organism: Adineta ricciae
Lineage: Eukaryota; Metazoa; Rotifera; Eurotatoria; Adinetida; Adinetidae
Source: the annotation of a GenBank genome assembly